CUAUGUACCAAAGCACGGAACAUCUGGAAGACUGCGCGGUGGCUCAGUGGUCUUGUCGAAAGGUCUGGCAUCGCAUCAAAGGUCAAGCUAGUCGAAGUUGACCUGACUGACAAGAUUACGUCUAUUUGGUCGUGGCCAACCGCGGGCACGAAGAGUGCUAGCUUGAAUGUAUGCGAUCCAGGAUAAUUACCGGUAUGCAUGUACUCAAGUGCAUGUUAUGUUGUCUGAACCAGGACGCUUAGGCGAUGUCGCUGAGACCUAAUCCUACACGCACUUGGUGUGCAAUUUGCUUCCAACCUGCUUGACAAGUCUACCUAUCCAUGCAUGCCAGUGGAAAAGCCAAGGUGUAUCUCCAUAUAUAGCUUUUGCAGUGACAGUCCGCUCUCCAUUCCCAAACUCCCAAACCCCUUCCCGACUCGCAUCGGCACCGACAGCAGCUGCAAGCCAGCCAGCCGCAAUCAACCGCAACCCAGGCUCAGCUGCAUCUCCAACAGCUCCUGCUGCAGUACAAGCAAGCAACAGAUGCCUUAUCUGCAGCAGCCACCAGCGCCUUUGCCACCAGCCCUGUCUCCCCCGCUGGAGGUCCAACGGAUGGCGGCGGCAGUGAGGUCGGCGCCCUUUCCGGCGCUACCGCGGCCUCACCCUUCUCAACCCGCACCGUGCCGGGCCUGCCGGCGCCAUCAGCUGCACCUUCAGCUGCUGCACCAGCUCCCAGCAGCUCGGCACCCACAGCAGCUACGACGCUGCAAGCCAUCCUGGCAUCUUCCGGAUACCCUUCGGCGGCAGCGUCGGCAGCGCCGCUCCUGCAGUUUGCGAUGCCGUCCUUUGCGAGCACCACCACGAGUGCUGAGUACGGCGGCGGCAACGGCGGCGGCGGUGCCGGCCGUGGAAGCGCAUUUGGGGCCAGCAGCGGCGGCGGUGCCAGCAUCACCAUUGGAGGUGGCGGUGGCGGUGGUGGAGGUGGAUACAUGAGUGGCGGCGGCAUGAGCGCCGGCUUGGGCGGCGGUGGGGGCAGCGGUGCGACGACGGCGGCGGCUACAACCGGACCACGUAAGGUCAAGGUGCUCCUGUCUUUCGGGGGUUGCUUCAGCUCCUGUCGCUCAACUGGGCACUGGGACUACACGGGCGGGGAGACGCGGCUUGUGGCGGUGGAACAGAGCCCCGAGUUUGCCGCCUUCAGGGACAGCGCCUUCGCUUGCUGCAAGGGGCGCGUACGGUCUCCAGACGAGGCCUCUCUGCGCUACGAGCUGCCGAGCUGCCCGGGAACCCUGGUGGACCUCCGUACAGACGCUGACGUGAUCAACAUGUGGGAGGAGCUGCAGGAUUUCACAACGGCCGCUGGAAAGCCGUCGUACAAGCUGCACCUCUACGUGGACCACCACAUGCUUCCCUCGGACGAGGGCAGUGGUGCAUCACAACACACGGAGAGCCCCGUUGGCGCCGUCGGCGGCGGCAGUGCCGGUAGCGGCGCUGGCGGAGGCGCGGGCAGCACCCCCGGCGGCGGUGCCAGCGGCGGCGCCACCGACGACGCAAAGGUGCGCAACCAAGGGCCGUUACUGACGUCAGGUGGGCAGCAACCGCCAGGUGCUGACGUCAGCGGCCAGCCGGCGGCGGCGGCGGCGGUGCCGUCACGGCCGGCGGCAACGACGACAGCUUCCGGUGUGGGCGCUGCUGUCGGCGGUCGUACGUCUGGCGGCGGGGGAGCUGUCAGCGGCGGUUAUGGGUACGGCCGUGGCGGCAGUGGCGGCGGCAGCAGCAGCUGGCUGUCGGGGUCGAGCACCAUCACACUCGACUUGACAGCACCGGCGGCGAUGCCCUCCCUCCCGCGGAGCGUGGUUUUGGAGCAGCUGAGCGGGCGAGUGGAGGUUGUGCGGCCGUCAGAGCUGACUAUCGUGCGUUUCCUGGGGUCGGGCGGCAACGGAGACGUCUUCCAGGCCAGGUGGCAUGGCACGGAUGUGUCUGUCAAGUGCCUGCACACGUCUCCUGGAGCCGACGAGGUCGCCGUUCUGGACGAGCUCCUCGCGCAGUCGCGUCUGCUAUGUCGGCUGCGGCACCCAAACAUCGCCUGCCUCUAUGCACUUGUCAUUCCCGACCACCUCAUCGCUCUAUGCAACGGAGUGGCGCCGCCAGCCGCAGCACCAGCCGCUGCACUGCCACCAACAGCGGCGGCGGAUCCCCGGUCUGCUCCCCCGGCGACCAGCACCGCCGCUGCAGCCAUGACAGCAACCGCCCCAACCGACGGCAACCCGGUCGAACAAACCUCCGCAUCUCCGCCACCAUCGCCGUCUUCCGUACCCUCCACCAUCCUGAUCAGCGAGUACGACAAAAGCAGCGGGUGUCACGACGGCGCGUCAUGGAACGGCAGCCGUACGGUGAGCGCCGCGCACAGCGUGGGCCUCAGCCGGGCCAGUACGCAUGCUGGCGUCGGGGGCGGCAGCAUGGGCAGCAACAGCAAUAGCAACAGCAGCGGCGGCAAUGGCGCGGUUCCGGCGCCGCCAUCGCCGUCACGAGGGUAUCCGGCAGCGCUCGAGCCAGCUAACAACCCAAACGUUGCUGCUGCUGCUGCUGGUGGUGUUGUUCCCGUUGCGGGCGAGUCAACAGCGUCGGCGCCAACCGUUCGCGACGACCUUACGGCUGGUGGCGGUGGCGUCCAGCCGCCACAACAGCCAGCGCAAUCCGCAUUUGCGGGGUUUGCCGGUCUGGGAGGCACGCCUUUCUUGUCUGCGUUCGGCGGUGGCUUCCGGGACGAGAAUGGCGAGGGCGGGUUCGGUACAGGCAGCACUCCCGGCACGGGUUGGGCUGCUGCUGCUGCUGGCGGUGCUGCUGCUGCUGCUGGUGGUGCUAGCGGUGAUCCGGAGAGCCCUGGCGGCUCUGGUGGCGGCAGUGGCGAGGAGGUCCACGGUGGCGACAAUCACGGCGGCCAAGGGGAAGAGGAAGAGGCGGCGCCUGCACCGUCGCUCCUGUUCCAUGGUCUGCAGCGCAGCGGGCGACUGCCCUCCAUAAAGGAGCUUCCGUCGCUAGGUGGGUCCACGGAUGAAGAGGCGCAGGCGCAUAGCAGCAGCUUCGGCGUCGGCGGCAGCGGCGGCGGCAGUGCCGGCGGUGACAGUGUCGGCGGCGGAAGCACCCCUAGCACGCCUGGCCGGAGCCCCAGAGGAGCCUUUCACCCGCCACCGCAGUCCCACCAACACGCGACGGGCUUGUCGGUGCGGUUCUCCCUGCCCUUCGAGAGCGUCAAAUCCGAGGGCGAAGAAGAAGUCGAUGACGAGGAAGACGUCGGUCGAGGCAGCGACCCACGGGUCGGUGCGGUAGUGGAGGAGGCCCAGGAGGCUGGGGUGAUGGCUGGCGACGGAUCUGACAGUAACGAUGCAGGUAGUUUUGGAAGCGGCGGCAAUGCCGCAGGCGAGAAGGAGGAUCAAGAAGUGGAAGGCAGCCAUGACCAUGCGGCCACUGCUGCCGGGACGGCGAGUCCCUGGCGGGCCCUAUUGGCGGCAGUGAUGGCAGCGGGGACUGGCGAUAACGGCAGAGGCGCUGACGCUGGUGAAGACCGUACCGCCGUACAGUUGCAGUACGACAGUGAGCUGUCAGAUUCAGGGGAGGAGUACGAGCGUUACGACAGCGCGGUGGGCUUCUUCAUGCCAAGUAAUGGUGGCGGUGGUGGUGGUGGUGCUGGCAACGGCGGCGGCAACAGGAGAAGGCGGCGGCGGCGGGGCAGUGUCGCGCUGUAUGGAAGCGGCGGCGGCGGAGGCGGCGGAGGCGACAGCAGCGGACACGGCUCAGACACGGAUGACUCGGAUAUCUUGUACGUCACGGCGCAUGGGGAUCUGGGUGACACGCUGUUUCAUACUGCGCGGGCGUCAAUCACGACAGAGGAGUACCUGUCAAUGAGCGGCUUCCGAGGCGCUGCCGGCGGCGCCGCGCCCCUCGGCAGCGGCGCAGCUGUCACCCCCGGACAUUCCGCCACCCGAGACGACGUCACGGCGUCGCCGUACCAGCAGCAGCAGCAGCAACCAGCGGCGGCGGCGGUACACAACGGAGCAUUGGGACGCCCAUCAUCCAGCUCACCCUCAUCCUCCUCCCCGUCCUUCUCAACCUAUGCUCGAGGUGGCGGCGGCGGAGCGGGAGGGAGCGUGACGGCCCGCAGCACUGGCGGCGGCGGCGGCACUACGACCGGCGGCACCUCCGGCAAGGCGACAACGCCAUCGGCAUCAGCACGAUCGCCCUCGCCGUCAGCACCGGCACCGGCAGGGCAGAUGGGAAUCCGGCCGCAGGUGGCGGCUGAUGCUCCCGCAGGACCCACAAACAGCGGCAGCGAUGACGUUAAUCCCUCCCAAGGUGUUGCGCGCCUUUCGCCAAGAGGUCAACAGCUGCCUGCUCCUGCUGUAGCAGAUGUUGAAGAUGUUGCCCCAAGGCACCUCUCACAGGCCCGAGCAUCCUCCCAUGUGCCGCCGCGGGCACACGUACCGGAACCCCCUCCGGCGGAGUCUGACGCUCCGGCCGUCCUAGCAGCGCCGGCGCCAACGCAGCAGCAGGCGCCCUCUUGGACGUCGCCCUUCGCGCCCCUCAGCCAACGCCAACUCACCAUGCGAGCCGCAUCCCUAGAGAGCCAGCUCUCCAUGUUACCCCCGCAGCUUCAGCCGCCGCCGCCCUCAGCGGUACCGCAGCCGGCGGCGGGGGCGGGGGCGGGGGCUGCAGGAAACGCCUCCGGUGCCGCAGCUGUGCCGCCGGCUGCGACACGCGGCGCUUCCGACGGCGCCGUCACGGCAAUGGGUGCCACAGGCAACGCGUUCGGCGGCAUUCCGGAGUUGCCCGUCGCGUCGCCGCGCCGUCAGCGUCAGAGCCCGGCUGGUGACGGUGCUGGCGGCGGCGGCGGUGAUGAUGAUGCCGUACGACCGGCCGGAGAUGUAGCCAACGAUGGUGCUGCUGUACAGCCGCUCCCGCUCUCAGUAGCCCAACUGCGGGAUCAACCACCACCGUCUGGGUUCCCGCACCACGAGCCGGCAGCCCCGCAAGGCGGCGCGUCGCAUGAGCCCGUUGCCCCGCCGGCGGCACCGCCCCCGCCGCCGCCCCCGCCUCCGCUGUCCCGGCGCUCUAGCUCCGCGCUGUUGCGUUCAGCGUCCGGCGCGCUGAUGCGGCGGCUGGGGCAGCAGCUGGCGGCGGCGCCGAGCGGCGUGGGCAGCCUGAGCGGUACGACGGGUGGCACGGAGGCGGCAGAGCAUGAGAACAGCAGGCUGAUCGCCUGCCACGCCAUACCCGGGCCGGCCCUAAUGUCCGAGUACCUAUCGGGGAACUCCAUUCGCUCGGCGCUGCGUCGGCGCUCCGAUGUGGUGAAGUCGGCUCUGGCGCGCAUCAAGGUUGCCUUGGACGCGGCUCAGGGCAUGGAGUACCUUCACUCGCGCGGCGUAGUGCAUUUGAACCUCAAGACCGGGAACCUGUUGGUGGGGUAUGCGGAGAAGCAGCCCGCAUGCAAGGUUUGCGACUUCGGUCUUCGACGUCCAACGCUUCUAGCGGCCACUGCACGUCCGGGCGGCCCCCCCAGCAGCGGCAGCGGCGGGAUAGACAGCGCACUGCUGGCUCGAAGCCUUCCCUGGACUGCCCCUGAGGUGCUGCGAUCCCCUCAGGCGGUUACAGAGAAGGCCGACGUGUACUCGUACGGCAUGAUCAUGUGGAGCCUGUGGACACGAGCGGAGCCGUGGGCUGGGGCCGACAUGCGGCUGCUGCUGAGCCGGGUGAUGUCGGGAGCCGAGCCGCGACCGCCGGUGCCGGGUGCGCCCGACUGGCCCCCUUCGGAGCCCUGUCCGCCCGAGCCCGCCCCCGGCUGGUCGGCCCUGAUGACUCGCUGCUGGUCCGCCGACCCGGCCAGCCGCCCGGGCUUCACGGAGGUGCUGCAGCGCAUGCGGGCGAUGUUUACGGAAGUCAAGAGCCAGAGGCGAGCCGUGAGAGCAACGGCGGCGAUGGCGGCAACUGCAGGGCAAGAGGGCGCUGGUGGCGAUGGCGGUGAUGGGGCCUGAUUGGUGGAGGCGGCAGCCGCAGCAGGGGCACCUGUUUGGGAGUGCCGGUUGCCUUCCUCGGGAAUGGCAGCACAUGAUGAUUGGGGCGGCAGGCAGCAGGGGGGCCGCAGCAGGGGGGCCGCGCUUGGGCCGCAGCAGGGGGGCCGCUUGCGUUCAUCGGGAAUGGUAUGCUUGCAGGGCGCCUCAUUUCAGGGUGGUGAUGGGCGGGUUUGAAACAUACACCUAGUCCUGAAGGCCCUGAAGGUUUCCUGUUGAAAGCUGCAGUAGAAUAUGCUGUGGCAAUUAGGAGCAGUUCAUUCGGGGUAGCUCUUAAUGUUUUGUGCGCCUGUGUAACUUCGAAUAGUGUGUUUUGGGACGAAAAGAGAAAAACAUAUGGAGGUAACCAACGAAGGGAAGUUGGACCAUCACCGAAAAGGAUUCUGCAUACUUGUGACGGGGCCAAAACGCGUUUGCGCGGCAGAGCCACAAUUGUUGAGUUGCAGUAGUCCUGGUAUCCAAGGAUCUGAGGAGGCGGACGGAGGUGUGGCCUGCCUAGGUGACCUGUUUCUGUGGACUUCAUGAACCACGGUGAAACCAGCCUUUAGGUGUAGAUUGAUUUACCUCUGGAUCUUAUCCUGUACCUCCAAAGUAUCUGCCUUGCAGCGGGUUGGCUGCCCUUGUGCUGUUUGGGCGGGGGGGUUUGUGGCCGAUGGUCGGCCUUGCCG
This is a messenger RNA of Astrephomene gubernaculifera, 6712 nucleotides long. The record is from the annotation of a GenBank genome assembly. NCBI's taxonomy places the organism in Eukaryota, Viridiplantae, Chlorophyta, Chlorophyceae, Chlamydomonadales, Astrephomenaceae.